Molecule: messenger RNA, 612 nt
Organism: Limulus polyphemus (Atlantic horseshoe crab)
Lineage: Eukaryota; Metazoa; Arthropoda; Merostomata; Xiphosura; Limulidae
Product: tubulointerstitial nephritis antigen-like
Exons: 4
Source: RefSeq, a predicted model, not a curated record
GUAAGAUUCUAUUGAAGUAUAGAAAUUUUAGUGACGGAGGGCAUUGACAAAACGGUUUCAAACUGUGGGCAUAACUCUCAAGCUCUAAGGUAGACUGCCUUACCAUAUGUAACUUCUUUAUUCACAAUAAUCAUAUUUGACCAAAAUGAUCAGUCAAAACUACCGGUCAGCGACUUUAUCUGCUGCUGUCGUACUUGCAUGCCUCUGGAUAGCUGUAGCUAAAGACUGGUAUUUGGACCUUCCGGGUGACUACUGCCGUAUACGUCGACCGACGACGUGCUGUCCAGGCAGAGACGACUCGUGUACAAUGCCAAUACUGGACACCAUCUGCUACUGUGAUAUGUUCUGCAACAGGACUAACAGCGAAGACUGCUGUCCAGACUUUUGGGAUCAUUGUUUGGGAGUAAGAAGGCCACCCUCACCAGAACCUGUCAUUCAAUCUCAUUGUUAUCACGGAGGAAACAGCUAUAACGUAGGACAGAAGAUUAAGAAAAACUGUAACAUGUGUGAAUGUCGCCACACUACGUCAGAAAAGUUUGAAUUUGUGUGUGAGGACAAACCUUGUCUCAUCCAACCGAAUCUUAUUGAAACUGUCAAUCAAGGAGACUAUGG